Molecule: messenger RNA, 882 nt
Organism: Rhizophagus irregularis DAOM 181602=DAOM 197198
Lineage: Eukaryota; Fungi; Glomeromycota; Glomeromycetes; Glomerales; Glomeraceae
Source: RefSeq, a predicted model, not a curated record
UUAUAUUAUAUUAAUAUUAUUAUAACGAUGCCAAGUACAUCAAGUGCAAAUAAAUCAAAUAAUCAACGUAAUUUGUCAAGUACGAAUUAUAACGAACCUUCCAUUAUCUCUCAAAUUCCACGUCAAAUUUUACCAAUGUCCAGACCUACGACGGUACAACUUUAUCAACAACCUCAAAUAAUCGUUCCAACACAAUGUGGUUUCGGUGAUAUUUUACCAAAUUCAAAUUUACAGAAUUCAAAAGAAAUGUCAUCAACUGUUUUACUUUCAAUGGAUUAUUAUGAUAAUAAUAUGCAACAAAAUUGUUUUAGUCAAGUUCAACCUUAUCAAACUUAUUUUCAUCAACAACAACAACAGCAACAACAACAACAACAACAACAACAACAACUUUAUUCCCAACAACUUCAAUAUUUUCAAUUACAACAACAACAACAACAACAACAACAACAACAACAGCAACAACAACAACAUAAUCAAAUGAUUCAACAAUCUCGUGUUAUUUCACGUACGAUAUCUUCAAUUAAUAAUGUUUCUCAACAACAACAUCAUUCAACUCCUAUGAAUAUUACCCCUUCUCAUGUUGUUCCAACUCAAACUUUGAAUGUUCAACCUCUUAUUUCUUUGGAUUCAACAAUGCAAGAUGUAUCUCAAUCAAUAGCCGAGUUUUCAAUGCCCAAUGAUUUACCAAUCGAUUUUUCUCUUGAUCAAUCUCCUACCAUUUGUUAUGAUAGUGAUAAAAAAUCUUGUCAAAAAAAUAGUGUUCGUAAUGAUGUUUUCUUCUCUGAUCCUAUGAUAGAAGAUACGGAAGAAGUUCUUCAUUUUGAUAGUGAUUCUUCUUCUGAUACUGAAGAUGUGUAUAAGAGACCUGAACGAGCAGUUUAA